Molecule: messenger RNA, 2843 nt
Organism: Oncorhynchus gorbuscha (pink salmon)
Lineage: Eukaryota; Metazoa; Chordata; Actinopteri; Salmoniformes; Salmonidae
Gene: clrn1
Product: clarin 1
Exons: 4
Coding region: 735-1382 (215 amino acids)
Biological process (GO): sensory perception of sound; equilibrioception
Source: RefSeq, a predicted model, not a curated record
UUUAUCCAAAGCGACUUACAGUCAUGUGUGCAUACAUUCUACGUAUGGGUGGACCCUGGAAUCGAACCCACUACCCUGGCGUUACAAGCACCAUGCUCUACCAACUGAGCUACAGAAGGACCACUGUGUCCCAUGUAAAUAGUCGUUUUUUUUUCGUAUAUAUUUUCUCUCACUUUCCACCUACGAUCUAACUAUACUUUCCUGCAACCCGCCUCACCCAAUGUGGUACGGAUCUGCUAUUUGUAUACGCUAUAACUGGAACCUCCAUCAGCAACUAGCCAGCUAACUAGCUACUAGUCACUGUUAGCCACGGCUAGCGGUCUUCACCUUUAGCUCGGACACCAGCCAGCUUUAGCUCGGUCAAUAACUACCAGUCUACACAGAGCGAUAUCAACCCAGAGCAUAUCGGACUGCUUUUCUCCACCACAUCACUGGAUUCCUGGCGCAAACUCUGGGUCUUUACACCAGAUCGCAGCUAGCUAGCUGCAACCCAGAGGCUACUCCUGGCUAACGCCUCUGUCCUGAAGCAAAGCACCAGCUAGUGUUUAUCUGACUGGAUAAAAUAUACAGUAGCAAUCAAAAGUCUGGACACACAUACUCAUUCCAGUGUUUUUCUUUAUGUUUUACUAUAUUGUAGAAUAGAGAAGACAACAAACUUUGAAUCAUGUAACCCAAAAAGUGAUAAAUCAAUAUUUUAUAUUUGAGAUUCUUCAAAGUAGCCACCCUUUGCCUUGAUGACAGCUUUGCACACUCUUGGCAGUGUGCAAUUGAAUUUACCACAGGUGGACUUCAAUCAAGUAGUAGAAACAGCUCCAAGGAUGAUCAAUGGAAACAGCAUGCACCGGCGCUCAAUUGAGUUUCAAAGCAAAGAGGCUGAAUAUGUAAAUAAGAGAGUGAAGCAAUGUGGACUUGGCGGAAGACCCUUCAGAUUUUCAUUUUUUCCGAACUUGGUGGACGUCAUCCCAGCCAGUCUUCACGUCACUGUGAUCUUCUUCUGCGUAGUGCUCAUCUUCUUCUCCUCUGUGGCCACAGGCUUCUUUAUGUACAAUGCCUUUGGUAGUCCCUACGAGACCCUGCACGGACCCCUGGGACUCUACCUCUGGAACUUUGUCUGCUGCCUCUGCAGCUGCCUGGUGAUGAUUCUGUUUGCCUCCGAGGUGAAGCUCCACCGGCUGUCCGACCACAUCGCCAACUUCAACGAGAGCACGUUUGUGUACAAGACGCUCACAGAGCAAUUUGACCACUCCUUCUGGCUCAUCUUCCUCACCUUCCUCGUCCAUGGCCUUAACAUCCUGCUGAUCCGUGUGGCCGGGAUCCAGUUCCCCUUCCAGGAGGCCAAAGAGUCGGACGUGAACACCGGGGCAUCAGAUCUCAUGUACUGACCAGGGCUUUUGUUUGUUUGUGUGGCCGCUUGCCGGGCCCCCCCACUAUAGUGACACUGAGCCUCAGCUAUUAGCGUGUCUCAAUGGGAGACUUGGGGCCAUAGCUUUUAUGUGCCCAUGUGCUGUUGAAAGGUCCAAGCAAAUGUGACCCUCCUGAACCGCUUCUUUUCCGAAAUCCAGUGACAAGCUGUCAGUCCUUCAGACGACAACUGGAGACGUGUCCCUGGAUCUCUGUAAGGGAAGCUGUUUUGAAACUUUGAGUGAGUUGGGUCUUGUUUUUCUUUCCGUUGUUAAUUGGUAGUAUUUCGUUAGGUGGUGGGCCAAUUAAAGGCCAGGAUUUCACUCAGCUGUUGAAAAGCAGAGACUUGAUUGGUUCCACUCCAUCAUGUUUUUACGUGCAUUGGCAGUCCUUCCCUUGGCAGUCCAAAGCUUUAUCAAUGAAGGUGGACCGUUCAACAGUGUGUCACGAUUGAUUGACCAGAAUAGGUACCAUGUGUAUUAUGGAUUGACGAUAUCGUAGCCUUUCAAUUUUGCCCCCGAAAUGUAUUGAAAGACCACAGCUGUAUAAAGUAAACCGAGCAGUUUCUUUAGCCCUUUAGCCCUGAAUAUUGGUUUUUACUUACUCAGAUUAAGAUGUUGCUUCAUUGUUUGAUCAGAUGAUGUAUUCAGAAUCAUGUGAUGUGCCAAUUUUUAUGAUUUUAAUGAUGAUCAUUCCUAAUACAACAUUUAUUUUAUGAAAUGUGUAGAGCUACUUAGAUUUGUUGUAGAUUUAUAUGCUGUUAUUGGUGUAAGUCCGAGGUAUAUGUAUUCUCUGUCGUAGGAAGAACAAUUGUAUACAUGUCCAUCUACAGUAUCUGUGUAAAUGUUCCUUGAAGUAUAGCUAUUUUUGAUUGAUUGAUCAAGUCAUUGUAUUUCACUAUUUAGCAUCUUUCUAAGGCACUGAAUAUUCAAAAACAAAUCAAAUUUGUAAGUACAUUUUAUCAGAACUAUGAGGUUCCAGAUUAUUCAAAAUCAGUUGAGUUUCAGAAAAUGACAAAUGUCUUAUUUCUUUCCCUUAAUUCCACAAUGUGGCAAUAUCUACAUACACUAUAAAGUACAUCAGUAGACAGACCAAAUCUUAAGUUAAAACUGAAAAGGGAAUUUAACAAAUAGGACAGUAAAUUUGUACGACAACAUCUACAGUGAAAGCAAAGGGUUGUUUUCUGUGUGUAAUACAAUACAGCACGAACAUGUUGCAUUGAAGCGCAUUAAACAUCAUUGACAUACAUGAACACAUUCAAAGAGAAGCCACUCCCAUCAGUGCCAAACAGUGCAAUAGUGUCCAAACAAAAUUCAAACACCAUUCAAAGUUGUCUUCUAUGGGGGCUGUGGUUACGUGGUCAUGAAUAUGCAACAGGUUCCCAUAAAAACUGCCAGGUUACAUUGGCCUUCUGACAGAAAACCUUCAAAUGCUUCAUUCAA